GGCGAUGACAGGAGCAGACGACCUGCUGCUCCAUGUAUUUGCGCUUCAUUAAUCUCAUUGUUCUCCUCUUUCUAACCUCACCGCAGCGUUCAUCGCAUCCACGUGUCUCGAUUUGUACCACCGACACUGGAAGAGAAAAGAACAAUCUUGGGAUAAAGCGAGAUUCAGCGUGUCCGUCUUCCACGCUUCGCAAGAUGCGCGCACAAGCGCAUGUUGGCUUCUUGUGAUUCACACUACGACGUGCAAAAAGGAAUGCGCGCAAUUGCUCGCAGAAGGAGCCUAAUGUCAAUUCGGGACCCCUACCACAGUUUUUAAUUACCUUAAUCUCUAUUUACAAGUGUAAUUAUUUGAUGCGUAAUUGUCGCCCCUGGAUUUAAAUCCACUUUCGUGGGCGUGCGUUUUUUCCCCCCAUUAAAUCCGACCCAGAUACAUAUGGACUGUGCAGGGCUCAGCGCUGAAGCAGUCGCACCGCUGCUUCUCCACAACGCGUCAUCGGCUUGGAUCGUCGGCACCAAACAGAGAACCGACUGGAAUGCGGAACCCCGUUUUGUCUUGUCUGUUAUCACCUGUGACACUCUUAGCGGUGCGCUCCCAGUCCGCCAAUUCAGCUGGUGAGGCAACAUAGGCCAUGUUGAGACAAGUCCUCCUCAACUCCACCGGCGCCCCACACCUCGACCUGGUGCUCAUGGCCCAGUCUUCUACAAGCGCCCCCAUCUCUGUCAAUGUGUCCCAUGGCAGCUUGGUGAGUGUGGCUGCCCUGCUGAGACCCACCACUGGCCGUGGGGGAGGAGGAGGAGCAGGAGGGCUCCGAGAUGGAGAGCUCCACAAACCGGACCUCUUCACCUACAUCGUCAUGUGCCUCCUGUUGUUUCUGCUGGUGCUGAUCAUUGUGUUCUUUAUCAACUGCCAGCUAAGGAAUUCUUUCUUUGCCUCCAUGCCAUAUGACAGGUCACUGAGGGAGGCCCGGACGUCAUACAAGUAAUAUGGACAAGUGAGACUUAGGAUCUUUUCUGGACCAUGGACCAGAUCUUCAUAUAAUGAUGUUGCCUAUGUCAUUUCACUUGUACACUGGACUCUGUGUAAGUGAAUUGAAUAUAUGAAAGCACAGAAGUUGGGCAAGGCCAGGAUCAGGUCAAAUGAUGCAAAGGUUUUCUAUUUCAGUCAUUGCAGAUUACGGUAUGGAGUGUUGGAAGAUUGUAUCCACACCUUGUAGAGUAGACCCAAUAAUUGAAUUUCAAUACUGGGUAAUGUGACUCAUUAAAGUCAAAACGAAUCAUGUUUGCAACAAACAUCAAUUAUAUCAGUUUCUUUUGACACAUUUUUCUAAAUACCUGUUUACUUCAAGUCUGGGAAGUCGGAAAUAACUUUCAAAACGUUACGGAUACGGAUGCGCUAGUAUAUUCUUAUUAAAUUGAAAAUAAAUAUUUUGUGAGGCUAGGUCAUGUUUCAUACAGAGUUCUAAAUUUCAGAACAUUUCAUGCAAACCCAUUUAGGUUAAAUACACAUAAAUAUAAUCAAUGAACACAAAUUGUGAAUAUUGGUAACAUUACCGUUGCAUUCAUUUCCCCUUAGUUCGCAAGGACAUCCAGCUCAUUACAGAGCACUUUGCAGAGGCAAAUUUCAGACUUGCCAGAUUUCUAAAACGUGGCAUUAAGUCUUUUAUUAUUGCCUUGAAAGUUUAAUUUUUCAAGGCAACUAAUAUCGACAGUAUGAACAAAAUGUUUGACUUUUGCAAUGGUGCGACCCCCCCCCCCCCCAAAAAAAAAAUCUUCCAUCUUCCAGUAGAUUGUCAAUAGUGAUUAAA
Molecule: messenger RNA, 1804 nt
Organism: Corythoichthys intestinalis (scribbled pipefish)
Lineage: Eukaryota; Metazoa; Chordata; Actinopteri; Syngnathiformes; Syngnathidae
Product: small integral membrane protein 32-like
Exons: 2
Coding region: 629-982 (117 amino acids)
Source: RefSeq, a predicted model, not a curated record